Molecule: messenger RNA, 3048 nt
Organism: Menidia menidia (Atlantic silverside)
Lineage: Eukaryota; Metazoa; Chordata; Actinopteri; Atheriniformes; Atherinopsidae
Source: the annotation of a GenBank genome assembly
AGAGAGCCGUACAUGUAGCUGGUGAAAGCUUACGUCGUGUCAGUUGACGAAUAAAAGAGUUUCGGUGAGCCUGAGACCCCAAAAGGAAAUAUUUGCGCAUAUGAUGCUUCUUUGGAGGUGAUUUUUUGGGGCUUUUUUUAACUUUGGACCAUGGAUGAACCCAUCUCAAGUACCGAAUCAGCAGCACCUGAGCUGCUCAUUCUGUACACCGCCGAGGCGGAGGAGUGGGCCACCUAUCUGCAGCAGAUCCUGAAAUCAUCCCAGAGCUGCCAGCGGCUAUCUGUGCUCCUGUGCGCGGUCAGCGCGGCCCACCAGCUCCAGGGACGCCACUCCGAGGCCUUCCGACGGUGCAGGUGCAUCGUGCUGCUCCUCUCGGGGGUCUUCGUGGACAUCCUCUGCGACCAGGAGCUGCUGGAGGCCGUGCAGAGACUCCUUUAUCCUCCGCACAGAGUGGUGGCGUUCCUAUGCGGAGUGCCCGAGGACGACAUGACGGAGGCCGGCUUUACAGACUGGCCGAGCUGGAGGAAGCUCUAUGCCGAGGACGAGCCCGGCGUUUACGUUUCCACCAUUUUGGAAUCCAUCGCUGACAGCAGGAAAGCAGAGGCUGAGCUGGAGCGCCGAGCCGCCGCAGUCACAGUACAUUUGCAUGCGACAGCAGCCUCUUCGAGUGAAAACCCCACCUCUGAACAUGAGGAAGCGGCGUUAAAGGGGCAAGAAGAGAGGGCACUGAAAGAUGAAAAGCCAGUGACCAAUAAGAAUUCAGCCAGCAAAGAAAUUAGCCCACCCGCGCCCCUCACCUGCCUCACCGUUCAGCCAAACAGAGUUCACUGUGGGGAUCGUGAGACCAUUUUUAUCCUUUUCACCACCAAAGUGGAUGAUUGCUCAGUUGGAGAGGUGGAGUUUUCAGCUGAAAAUGUCGCUGCAAAAAGGGUUCCGGUCCGCGUGGAGAACGACUGCACAAUAAGCGUCUCUGCGCCUGAUAUGCCAGCUGGACCGACAACCCUCGCUUUGUACAUCGAGCGGUCAUGCGUCAGCCUGAUGCCCGUCACGUAUUACACCAGCAUGGGAGAGGUCAGUCGGCAUCUGGAAAAAGCUGCUGAUCCGGUGAACUUCAUCUGCCAGGCAUUCAACUUGACAUUGAAUGCAACAGAAUCGUUGGACACCUUGCUCACAAACUCCUUAAAAUCCAGGAUGCCUUCAACUGGUUUUCAGCUGUUCGGGGUCAAACAGAUCGAAGAGGACGACAUGUCGGCAUAUCAACGAAACGAGGAGCUUCCCACUUUGCUCCACUUCGCUGCCAAGCACGGCCUGAAGGGGCUCACCACCACUCUCCUCAGCUGCCCCGGCGCCCUGCAGGCCUACAGCGUGAUGAACAAGCACGGGGACUACCCCAACACGCUGGCGGAGAAGAGUGGCUUCGUGGAGCUGAGGCGUUUUAUGGAUGAAUACGUUCAAACAGCAGAUAUGUUCAACUCUCACAUGGAGGACAACGUCAACGCAGACGAUGUCACAGAGGUGUACGAGGCCAUGUCAGCAACAUCUGAAGAGAUCAUGAUGAAGUACUCGGGCUGCUCAGAGGACAUAUAUGAGUCAAUGGUGGAGAUCAACCCCGAGUGUGCAGAGGGCCUCUAUGAAAUGAUGACCGUGGCAGAUGAGAAUCCAGAAGAAGCGAUGCUCAGGAAGUUUUUCCAAGCGAAACCUAAUGCUACAAAAGAGCUGGACGACAUCCUGCACCCUAAAUCUGAGGAGGAAGAGACAGAUGGACCAGUUAACUUUAAUCAAAGCGAAGAGGAGGCUGAGGAUCCAUACGAUUUUUGUCCAGAGGAUAUUUAUGAUACUGUGGAUUCAAAUAACACCUACAACCCAGUGCUCCUAAACCGUCCACCAGCCCCUAUCCCCAGACCCGAGCAUGAGUCGGAACCCAACAAACCUGAGACCUACAUUUCUAGAGUGUUUUCAGGUAGGAGCACAUCCCAGAAUAAAGAAGCGGAGACAGAAAGUCCUGCAGUGCGGCCUGCAACUCAACCCCCGACAUCGACCUAUGACCCCUAUGCUGGGAUGAAGACCCCCGGGCAGAGGCAGCUCAUAUGCCUGCAGGAAAGGGUGAAAGUGGGGGAAAUAACUGUGGAUGAGGCAGUCCAAGAGUUCAAGGCCUGGCAGUUCGACCACGAAAGGAGGGCGACAUCCUUACGCUAUCAGCAGGAAAAUCUGAAAAAAUUGCGGGACAGCAUCACCAGACGUCACAAAGAAAGAGAAAAGUCAGGGAAGGAGCGAGAUUAUGAAAUAAGCGCUCCAAUGCAGAGGAACUUAUUUUGGGGCUCAAACAUGACGUUAGAGUGCGCCGUGUAUGAGCCGGCACCCAGAACGAUUCCACAACCCCCUCCUCCGGUCCAGCCCCCACAGAGAGGCAGCUGGAAGACGGGCAGCACGUCCAGCACAUCCAGUACUGAGAGCAACAGACUCAGCACUCACAGCACUUUCAGCUGCAGCAGCGGCACGGAGCCCGAGUUUGAGGAUGCAGUUGAGAAUCUCCCGCCUCCUCCUCGACCUCCACGGUCAUCUGAUCCCGCGGCCUUAAUGCCUCUGCCCAGGAUCCCCCCACGGAUCCCAGAAAGGGUGCCCGAGAUGUUGCACGAGCGCUACAUAUCCUGCCCCACACGAGCACUCCCUCAAAGGCCCUCGUACAGACCAGCAGAUUCAGCACCUCCUAUUCCUCGCCGAAUGCGGUGAUGCACACACAUCGCCACUUUAAUCUUUAGAGAUAAUAACUCACAAGCGGAACUGAACAGACAUCUGAGCAAUGUGCCUUUUUUUUCCUAACAGCCAUCAGGACAAACCCAAGCAGAUGAACACUUUUUUAAAAGUUUAGACUUAGAGUUUAGAGUUUCUAACAACUAUACACAUCAGUUUACUUUUAACAUUCAAUUAUCUGGGUAUGGGUAUGUGUAAAAGGAAAUGCGUGUGAUGAUUAUUAUAUACUGUAUGUCGUGGUAUGUUUUACUGUACAGACUUUGACCUGUAAUAAAUUUGGAACAUGAAAUAAUUCUG